Coregonus sp. 'balchen' is the source of this 5934-nucleotide messenger RNA. Lineage: Eukaryota; Metazoa; Chordata; Actinopteri; Salmoniformes; Salmonidae. The record is from the annotation of a GenBank genome assembly.
AUGGUGUUUGGUGUGCUCACUGCUGUUGUGUUCCAGCUAACGGCUCCAAGCAAUGACUACUGGGGGGAAUACGGGGCCUAUGGGCCGUGCAGUCGACCCUGUGGCACUGGAGUAGCCAUGAGGACAAGGGCAAUGUAUCACUGCAAGGUAAGAGAGAGAGAGAGAGAGAGAGAGAGAGAGAGAGAGAGAGAGAGAGAAUAGAUAGGAGAGAGCGAGAAGAGCGCGAGAGAUAGAGAGAGCAGAGCGAGCUAUAGAGAUAGAUCUAUCCGAGAGCGACCCUAGAGGCGAUAGAUUGCGCGAUGAGUAGUUUGCCGGCUCUCCAUAUGCGAUUUUGGUUAUCGGUUUCCUUGAGCGGAGCGGUAUGAGUUUUUUUUCUUCAUUAUCUCUCUCGUUGUCUCGAAUGUAGUGGUAUCUCUACUAUGUUUUCUCUCUUACUCUCUGUUUUCGUCUUUUUUGGUCUGUGUGUUCGUUGCUUCUCUGCAGUCUGCUUGUUUCGGCUCUUUAUUUGUCUCGGUCGUUUUCGCCGAGCGUCUCUCUGUUUCACGCUGCUCUUGUGUUGUUGUCCUUGACGCAGCGCGUUGGUCCCUCCGGUAGUUCUGGCGCGUGCGGCGUGUGCGGGAGUGCUUUGGCGAUAGGGUUUUGAGUGUGAAAGGAUCUUUGAGUAGAAUUCAGGCUCGUUUUGCUGCUGGCGAUCGGCUCGUUCGUGGCGCGUUCUCCUUGUGAGCUCUUCAUCGGAGCCUGUCCUCUCAGUUGCGGGCGGUUUUUUUUUUGUUGCGGGCUUCUUGCAUCGCGUUUGCUCACGCCUCCUCCUCCUUUGCUACUACGCCCUCGUCUUUUCUGACGUUGAUGUUUGACGUCUUCGAUUGCCCCCCCGCGUGCGUCGUCGCCGACCGCUCGCCGUUUGCGCCGCCCCGCAGAGAGUGUGCGCGGCUUGUCCUUUCUGACACUCCUUCUCUUUGACUUGCAGGACAGACGGAGGAAACAACUGCGUGGGAUCUUCAAAAUCUUACCGCACCUGUAACACGCAGGUACACGCACACACACACACACACACACACACACGCACACACACAAUCCCCCCCCCCCCCCCCCCCCAUGAAAACACUAACAGACUGAGAUUGUCUGUAAUUGCUCCAUGCAGGCAUGUCCAGUGGGUUCCAGGGAUAUCCGUGAGGAGCAGUGUGCCCAGUUUGAUAGGAUGGACUUCCAGAGCAAACGCUACACCUGGCUGCCAUACCAUGGAGGUAAAAUAGGGAUUAUAUGCAAAUAAUAACGUUUAAUAUUUCACUGUGAAUUAUUACCCAUAUCCACAUUAUACAUACAUGAAGAAUGACUCACGUUUGCCGUUUACCUGUGAAGCGUCUAACCCAUGUGAGCUGAACUGCGUCCCCCGUGGAGAGAACUUCUUCUACAGACACAGGCCUGCCGUGGUGGACGGGACACCCUGCAAUGUGGGCCGCAGUGACAUCUGUAUCGAAGGCAUCUGCAGGGUAUAGUACUUACCUUAUGUCCUUCUUUUCAUACAACACUUAAUAGUUCAACAUGCCACACACACACACACACACACACACUCAUAUUGUCUUAAUCUCUCUUCUUAUCUGAUGUCUAGGCGGUGAGCAACGGAGAGAUCCUAGGCAUGGACCGUGACGUGGUGCCCGCCCCUCCCGCUCCCGCCACCAACCUCCGCCACCGAGAGUCCCUCACGUACGCCUACACAUACAGCGCCUGGUCCGAGUGCUCAGCCCCCUGCAACGGAGGCACACAGCACCGCAGUGUACAGUGCAUGGUCCAGGACUCGACGGCACCCCACGUGGUGGACGACUCUUACUGCAUCUCCCAGGGACUACCCAGGCCGGCCAGCCAGCAGGCCUGCAACCAGCAGCAGUGUGCCGAGUACAGUGUUUCCAGCUACAGUGGGGUGGGUACCGGUAUAGCCAGCAUAGAGUCGAUGUUAGCAGUAUGAAGACAGAGGGUAGAUUAGGGGAGUGUUUCCCAAACUUCUCCUUCAGUCCCCCCGAGCCAUUCCACUUAUUUGAGCCAUUCCAGUACUGGCACACCUGACUCAACACAUCAGGGCUUGAUGAUUAGUUGACCAGUUGAAUAAGGUGUGCUUGCACUGGACUAGAUCCAAUAAGUAGACAGGCUCUCAAAGGGAGGUUCUGGAAACACUGGAGUAGAGGCUGGUUGUGGAAGAGGGGCUGUCAACAAGAUGUGUCUGUCAGAACAUAACAUCAUGUUCAACAUACUGUCUCCCUCCCUCCCUCCCUCUCUUCAUAGCAGCGAGGUGUAAACUAUUGUACUAAACAACUACAGUGUCACACAGAAUGAUUCCCUAACGAUAUGUCCAAUGUCCAGUGCUCAGUGACCUGUGGUGAUGGCCAGCAGACCAGGGAGGUGUUCUGUGUGGGGGCGGGAGGAGAGCACCUUGGGGAGCAGGCCUGCAGUGGUCUGACACGUCCACCCACAGUCCAGGCCUGCCACAAUCUACCCUGUCAUACCCACAUCAGCUGGCACGUCAAUGACUUCGGACUGGUGAGAGAGAAAACCUUUUUUUAUGUUAUUGGGUCAAAAUCAUACAUUACAAAAACACUUUAAACGACAUACAUAAACAAUGAGAGAGAGAGUGAGAGAGAUACUUUCGACAUUAGACUACAGUACACCCUUAUGUAUCCUCUCAUCUUUCCCUACUUUUGUGUCACUUUGUCCCUCUCUAUCCUUCUAUCAUUCUCGCUCUCUCUCCCUCUUUCUCUCUCUCUCUCUCUGUUUCUCUUUCUCUUUCUCUCUCUCUGUUUUCUCUCUCUCUGUUUCUCUCUCUCUCUCUCUCUCUCUCUCUCUGUCCCUAUAGUGCUCUAAGAAGUGUGGUGGAGGGGUGCGUGAGAGAAGGGUGGUGUGUAUGGACAUAGAGCAGAACCCACAUGGGGAGGACAGAUGCGCCCCCCACCCAAGACCCCCCACCGUGGAGCACUGUAACACCCAGGCCUGCCAUGAAGCCCAGAGUGAGUCCAAUCCCUGUGUGUGUGUGUCUGCAUGUGUGUUUGUGUGUGUGUGUGUGUGUGUGUGUGUGUGUGUGUGUGUGUGUGGUGUGUGUGUGUGUGUGUGUGUGUGUGUGUGUGUGUGUGUGUGUGUGUGUGUGUGUGUGUGUGUGUGUGUGUGUGUGUGUGUGUGUGUGUGUUUCUACUCAUGCCUGUCCCUCUCUUUAUAGGUGUACCAAGUGUCCAGGACCCAAGAGGACAUGAUAGAACUCUGAGAGGAUUUGUGCCUUAUGACCCUUCAGGUGUGUGUGUGUGUAUCAGGGAAGUGUUUGUCUCUAUGCAUGUAUGUGUAUGAAUUUGUGUGUGAAAUUAUAAUCAUACAUGUGUGUAGACUGUCUUGGGAUAAUUAAGUAGAGACAGAAAUAGCUUACCUUUUAUUUAUCACUCAUUCCUCACUCCAACAAAUCAGACUAUCUUUCCUCAGGCUAAAGCACACUUCUCGGAAGCCUUGUUCACCCUACAAGCCUUAACACUCCAAUCAGUUUUGUUUUUCAAAUCCGUUUUGGUCUACAGACUGUCCAAACAGCAAGUUCAGACAGCAGUCAUUUUCUGACACGGCUACGCUAGUUGUCAUAGUAACAACAGGUGUGUGUACAGUGGUGUAGGCUGAUUGGUGGUGGUCAGUGGAGGCUGCUGAGGGGAAGACGGCUCAUAAUAAUAUCUGGAACGGCGCAAAUGGAAUGGCAUCAAACACAUGGAAACCAUGUAUUUGAUGUAUUUGAUACCAUUCCACAGAUUCCGCUCCAGCCAUUACCACGAGCCCGUACUCCCCAAUGAAGGUGCCACCAGCCUCCUUUGAUGGUGGUGCUAAAACACCAUUCUGUUAUAGUACAUACUGCAUGUCCCAGUUCUCUACGUCUAGACCAGGUGUAUCCAACUCUUACCUACGAGGUCCGGAGCCUGCUGGUUUUCUGUUCUCCCUGAUAAUUAAUUUCACCCACCUGGUGUCCAAGGUCUAAAUCGGUCCCUGAUGAGAGGGGAACAAUGAAAAAACACAGUGGAACUGGCUUCGAGGUCCAGAGUUGAGUUUGAGGGGUCUAGGCAGUGUUGUAAUCCAUCAUAAAAUCAUAGCUACAUAUAUACAAGACAGGUUCCACUUGCCAAAGUGGUAGACCUAUAUCUAAAUCUGAAAAUAUACUGUCUAGCUAAACAUACCUAUGCCACUACUACAGUUCUAUGUAUUCUUAACAUGCUAAUUUUUAUCCAGUUGGGUGUUUACUUUUUGUAUAUUUGUAUAUUUGUAUAUGUACAUUAAGUAUACUCUAGAGUUCAGGUGGGCCUUCCCGCUUCACCAAACAAAGGAAAGGAGGGUAGAUCAACAACAAUGACAAAAAACAAAAGAAGAGCUUACCAAGAAAAACUUCCAAAAGGACUAAUUCGAGGUCAAAUGGAGUUGGAGCACUCCACAAAAAAAAGGCAGAGAUGUAUUUAUUUUUGCUCACUUUAAUCCAUUGUACAGGAUGUGAACAGAUAACUGACGUUUCAACGUCAAGCUGACGUCUUCCUCAGAGUGAAAAAAGAAAUCACUCUGCCUUUCUUUGUGGAGUGCUCCCACGCCUUUUUACCUUGAAUUAGUCCUUUUGGAAGUUUGUCUUGGUAAGCCAUUGUCAUUAAGGACAGGCUAUGUGUAUACAUAAUGUAAACAUGUGACCUUAUAUGUGCUCUCUUUAGCCACUAACACAGUAUACGACCCAUACUCCACCGCUGUGGUUGGUCCCCACUGCGCCCAGUCAUACUACGGCUGCUGCCCGGAUGGCCACACAUCCGCUGGUGGGCAUAGAGGAGAGGGCUGUCCCACAGAUGACUGUGAACGCACCCGGUAAGACCUGGGGUCUGUUCAGUACGGCGCAACGCUACAGAACAUUACAUAACGUUCAGAUAGAGAUAGCAUUGCACAAGCAUUGACAAGCAUUUCGCUACACCCGCAAUAACAUCUGCUAAAUAUGUGUAUGUGACCAAUAAAAUUAGAUUUGAUUUGAUCACCAUAGUGUAGAACACACAUGGCACACAGAGGUUGAUUGUGACAAAAAUGUAAGUUACUUGCAGUCCAACUAGUGACUUUCAACUCGUUGGCCUAUAUGGAUGCCGUCUGUGUCCGUGUUUCUGUCUCAGCUGUCUUUGUGUUUGCCUGUUCAUACCAGCUACCUCUUUGUUUGUGAUCUGUAUCGUACCUGUGUGUGUGUCUGGUUGUCAGGUACGGCUGCUGUCUGGAUGGGGUGACUCCUGCUCAGGGUCAUGGAAGAGCAGGAUGUGCUGAUUACCACCCACACAUGGUAAGAGCUGCUACCAUCCAUUAUGCCUUACUAUACCACCCGUUUGUCUGUCUGUCUGUGUGUCUGCCUGUCUGUCUGUCUGUCUGUCUCUGACUUUCUCUCUCUCUCUCUCUCUCCCCCCCCAUCGCUCUCUCUCUCUAUCUCUCUGCAGGACCACUCCGCCCCAGCUCAUGCUCAGUCCGGCCAUAUGUGCUCCCUGUCACGUGACGAUGGACCCUGUGCCAACUGGACAUCCCGCUUCUACUACAACUCAGCCACUGGCAGCUGCACCCAGUUCUGGUACAGCGGUUGCCAUGGCAAUGCCAACAACUUUGUCUCCAGGGACGUUUGCCAGAGGGAGUGUGGCGGUGCCGUCGUGACACCAAGACAGGCACCCCCACCCGCACGGUCUGGCGUGAGGGUAAGGGCGGGUACAAGGGCGAGAGCAUACCGCGCCCGGUCUUAAGAGACACAGUAUGAAUGUGUUUCAGUGGCACACACACACCGUACAGAGGAAAGGAAAGAUAUGAAGCAAUACCAUAAACUACUUAAUCUGUGAACAAAUGUCAUCCAAAAUCUGACCUGCACCAUUUAUCUGUGCUUUCUGUCAUUGUUGAUAUCAAUAAACUGAACUGAACAAAUCUGUUGAA